AACCUUCAUAGAUUAACCGAUAUGUAUGAUAUUUAUUAUGAUUAAAAUAGGGAACCAGUAUCUGAGGUGAUGUUUCUGAGAGUAAAUAUCGUCCAAGAGAUGUUUGUGAUUUCAUCAGACAAGGUGUGAAUGAUGGCGAUUUGGGAUAAAGAGGGUUAAGGUACACAAACAUUAAAAAAUCCGCAGGUGAUUUGCAACCAGGAGAUGCAACAAGAUGAAUAUAUAUCUCUAGAUCUAAGAAAUGUAACCAGAUAACAAAAAAUAACUAAACUACAAAAGGCACGAUGCUUUGAGAACUUGUGGAGACUUACAGGAUGCAAGGAGGAGGAGAUUCCAGGAACUCAACUUAUUAGAUUGUUACCUACUCAACCAGACACGAUCUGGAAACUGAAGUGGUGUGAAGAGUACAAGCCGUCCUAUUCCAUCAACUGUGUAGAUAAUCCUAUUCAACCUGCAUCCAAUUGAAAGACCAUCUUGAUUUAAUUUAGUAUUAGCUGCCUGGUAAACAAUCAAGAUCAGAAGUUGGUGGCUUAAUGGCAAAUCGUUUGCAUAAUUUGUUGACUCGGUGAAGCCCGAUUUGCAGAGCUCUCUCAGGAGAGAGAAUUAAAUGUUCAUUCAAAAGAGUUGGCAAUGGCAUUGUCCUCGAAAACCAUUUCAGAAGAGGACAUCAUAAUUUCUUCCUAAGAAGUAAGACCUCCAAAUUGUCUUUCUCACUGAAAAACAGCAAACCCCCAUGAACUCAAUUGCUGUUUCAUUUACUUUCAUCCAAACCCUAUUAAACAACAGCAUUUGGUGCAAAACCCUAAUACUAAAAACCCCACCUUUGAAAUUACACACAAGAAAUUUCCAAUGUUUCUCUUCUUUAUCAUCUCCAAAACCUUACAUUAAACCCUACAACCAAACCCAAGAAAAAGACUCCAUAAAACAGAAAACCCAAACUCAAAAGCUGACAGAUUUAGUGAAUAAGCUCAACCAAGAGGAAUCAAACCCUCUGCAAAUCCUCAGAGAUGAAGGAGAUUGGAGCAAAGAUGAGUUCUGGACUGUUAUUAGGUUUCUCAAAGAAACCUCUCAGUAUAAUCAAAUUCUUCAGGUGUUUGAAUUAUGGAAGAACAUAGAGAAAACCCGAAUCGAUGAAGUCAAUUAUGAGAAGAUUAUAGUGUUGUUAGGGCAAGCAGGUCUUAUGGAAAAAGCUGUCACUCUUUUGCAAGAAAUGAAGGGUCAUGGUUUUGGUGCAUCUUUGAGAGUUUACAGUUGCAUGAUUCAUGGACUUGCCCGCAGAGGGGACUUCGAAAAUGCGUUAAUCUUUUUGAAGGAGAUGGUGGAAGAAAGUGGUGUGAAACCAGGAGUUGAAACUUAUAAUGGGCUUCUUCAAGCUUAUGGGAAUUAUCGAAUGUAUGAUGAGAUGGGUAAGUGUGUGAAAAGGAUGGAGUCGGAAGGUUGUGUACCUGAGGGUGUUACUUAUAAUUUGCUCAUUGUGGAGUUUGCAAAAGGUGGACUGCUCAAAAGAAUGGAACGAGCUUAUCGAACUAUGCAGUCAAAGCGGCUGGAUUUGAAAGCUUCGACUUUGUUUGCAAUGCUUGAGGCGUAUACAGAUUUGGGAAUGGUAGAGGAGAUGGAGAAGAUAUAUCGCAGGGCUUUGAACACGAGGAUCUCUUUUGGCGAAAGUUUGAUUAGAAAAAUAGCUGGAGUUUACAUUAAAAACUUCAUGUUUUCUCGGUUAGAUGAUUUUGGAAUUGAUAUGGCUUCAAGAUAUGGGAAGAAGGAUCUUAUUUGGUGUCUUCGGCUUCUUUCUCCGGACUGUCUUCUUAGUAAAAAAGGCAUGGAGUCCAUUGUUCGGGAGAUGGAAACAGCUAAAUUUCCAUGGAAUAUAACAACUAUGAAUAUUAUGGCACUCGCGUAUCUGAAGAUGAAAGAUAUGAGGCAGCUGGAUGUACUGCUGUCGCAAGUUCAAGCAAGGGGUGUCAAACCUGAUAUUGUUACUGUGGGAGUUUUAUGUGAUGCUGCUGUAAUCGGCUUUCAUGUGUCUGGGGUUGUUGAUUUAUGGAGGCGGAUGGGCUUCUUAGACAAAAAGGUGGAAAUGAACACUGAUCCAUUGGUUCUAACUGCUUUUGGGAAGGGUUAUUUUCUGAGUAGUUGUGAAGUAAUGUACACUUCUGCAGAACCAGAAGAAAGAGAAAAGAGAUCCUGGACUUAUCGCGAUUUCAUCGACUUGGUAUCCAAACACAAAUCAAUAAAUUCCAGUCAUUAAAAUUAGAGUUAUCAAGAUUUAUUCAAGAUGUUACAGCGAUAGGUUUGGGUUUGAACUGAU
Molecule: messenger RNA, 2308 nt
Organism: Papaver somniferum (opium poppy)
Lineage: Eukaryota; Viridiplantae; Streptophyta; Magnoliopsida; Ranunculales; Papaveraceae
Product: pentatricopeptide repeat-containing protein At4g14190, chloroplastic-like
Exons: 2
Coding region: 734-2248 (504 amino acids)
Molecular function (GO): protein binding
Source: RefSeq, a predicted model, not a curated record